UGCUUAUGUGUUCUUACUGCGUGAGGUUGCAAACCGUUUCGGUGGUGAAUAUUUUUGUGGAGAGCAGCAGCAACUACAAUUUUUAGAAUUGUUAAACGUGCAUUAAUUAUUAUCGUAUAUAAACUGGGAGGGAAAACUGUGCAAACCAUAUUAAGAAAGUGUUAAACAAAAACAAGUCAAACGACCCCAAAAACAGUGAGCAAAUCGGUACACUGAGAAAUUCAAUACACAGACAAAAUGGUCAACGUUGUGCCAGACAAUGGCGCCAAACAUGGGCCACAGGAAAUGGAACAAUUCCUUCCCGGCGAUGGCACCAAAUACAAGAUUCAGCCGCGUAAAUCAGAUGCCGAGCAGGCCUUGGCUAACAAUGAUUUCGAUCCAUUUGCGAUGCGAGACAAUGAGCAUCCCACAACUGAUAGAGAAACUUUGACGCAUUUGCUGAAGGCCUCGUUGGGCACUGGCAUUCUGGGCAUGCCCAUUGCCUUCAUGUACUCCGGUCUUGUCAUGGGCAUCAUUUCCACCAUCAUCACUGCCAUCGUCUGCACGCACUGCAGUUACGUGCUGGUCAAGUGCGGUCACAAACUGUAUUACAGAACACGUCGGACCAAGAUGACAUUCGCUGAGAUCGCCGAGACAGCAUUCCAAAGGGGUCCCAAAUGGUGCCGUCCGUUUGCGCCCGUAGCCAAGUUCUCCAUAUUGUUUGGCCUCUUUCUCACAUACUUUGGCACUUGCUCCGUCUACACGGUGAUUGUGGCCAAGAACUUCGAACAGGUGCUGGAGCAUUGGCUGAAGUUCGAUAUUGAUUCGCGUGUGCUCAUCGCCAUAUUGCUGAUACCAUUGAUCAUUAUUGCGUGGGUGCCCAAUCUCAAGUAUCUGGCGCCCGUUUCCAUGAUCGCCAACGUCUUCAUGGGCCUGGGACUGUUGCUUACAUUCUACUAUCUGGUUCAGGAUUUGCCAUCGAUUGCCGAUCGUGAACUCUUCACCUUUGGCACGCUGCCGAAUUUCUUCUCAAUCACCAUUUUUGCAAUGGAGGCCAUUGGUGUCGUGAUGCCGCUGGAGAACAACAUGAAAACGCCAAAGAAUUUCCUCGGCAUUUGCGGUGUCCUCAGCCAGGGCAUGUCCGGUGUUACGUUGAUCUAUAUGCUGCUCGGUUUCUUGGGUUAUCUGCGCUAUGGCGAUGCCACCCAUGAUAGUAUUACCCUGAAUCUGCCCACAGAAGAAUGGCCUGCUCAGGCUGUGAAAAUUUUGAUCGGUUUGGCCGUCUAUUGCACAUUUGGACUGCAGUUCUAUGUGUGCCUAGAGAUCGGCUGGGAUGCCAUCAAGGAGAAGUGCACCAAGCGUCCCAUUUUCGUCAACUAUGUGCUGCGCACCGUGCUGGUUACUGCCGCUGUUGUGUUGGCCAUUUCAGUGCCUACAAUAGCACCAUUCAUGGGUCUCAUUGGUGCCUUCUGCUUCUCCAUACUCGGUCUCAUCUUUCCGGUCUUCAUUGAGAUCAUUGUGCACUGGGACACCGGAUUUGGUGCCGGCAAUUGGAUCAUUUGGAAGAACAUUAUCAUCACGUUGUGUGGCAUUUUUGCUCUUGUCUUUGGCACACAGAGCGCCAUCAAAGAUAUCAUGGCAACCUACAGUACAGCCCCAACUCCAGCUACAAUACCAGCGCCCUCAACGGCCUAAGCUGGCCACAGAUUUAAUCUCCUGUGCAUAACAAACACACUCACACAUACACAAAAUCUGUCAUGCGAGAAAAAACACAGUGCUAUACCAAGGGAUAUAUAUUUAUUAUAUACACUAUAUGUAUACAUUUGAGAGAUAUACUUUUUAGCAUAGUUUGUAGUGUUGCAAAAUGAAAACUAGAGCUGCACAGGCUCCGUUUCACUUUCCUAGGGAAUCUAACUAUUGUUGGAUGUAAAACAACAAUCCCCCCAAACAAAAACCAACCAACCAACCAACACAUUUUGUAAAUGUUUUCUUCGUUUUCACGUUUAAACGCAUUGGAUAGUAGUACCCUAAGGUUUACUAUACACCAUAUUAUACACUUUACUACUACUUAUACUAUAAACUUAUUCGAGUGCCUAACUAUUUAGCACACAAGCAGCACCAAGAAAACAGUUUAAGCACCAUUUUUGUAGUAGAUAUGCAAAUGCAAUUAUAUUAAUUAGUUGUUGCGCGUACAUUUUAGUACCGAUUGAAACAGUUAACUAGCUUAAACUCGUACCACAAACAAACAAAAGAAAAAGAAAAACGUUGAUGGCUAAAUGAAAAAGACUUUAUACCUUCAAUCCUAUAUCCAAUCCCAUAUUCCUGCUCCGUUUCGAUUUCAAUCUGUUCUAUAAGUAUUACGAAAAGAGAAAACAAAAGCAAAACAAAAAAUUGCAGGCGUAUACAUAUUUUUUAGCUCAACUUUUUAGCAUGUUUAGUUCAUAAGCAAUACGAUAUAUAGUCCUAGUUUCCCUCGCGAAGCCUCGCCCCAACAAAAAAACACUCUGUCAACAUUCGGAAAAAGAAAAAAAAAACACAAAAGACUUUUAUUUUUGUACAUACAUUAUA
This is a messenger RNA of Drosophila nasuta, 2547 nucleotides long. RefSeq names its product solute carrier family 36 member pathetic (gene path). The coding region runs from base 238 to 1674 and encodes 478 amino acids. The record is from RefSeq and is a predicted model, not a curated record. The transcript is spliced from 8 exons. Lineage: Eukaryota; Metazoa; Arthropoda; Insecta; Diptera; Drosophilidae. Gene Ontology annotation, molecular function: L-amino acid transmembrane transporter activity. Gene Ontology annotation, cellular component: vacuolar membrane. Gene Ontology annotation, biological process: amino acid transmembrane transport.